This is a messenger RNA of Otolemur garnettii (small-eared galago), 6126 nucleotides long. Its product is annotated as eukaryotic translation initiation factor 1A, X-chromosomal-like. Gene Ontology annotation, biological process: translational initiation. Gene Ontology annotation, molecular function: RNA binding; translation initiation factor activity. The record is from RefSeq and is a predicted model, not a curated record. NCBI's taxonomy places the organism in Eukaryota, Metazoa, Chordata, Mammalia, Primates, Galagidae. Gene Ontology annotation, cellular component: cytoplasm. The transcript has a single exon. Bases 4925 to 5359 code for a protein of 144 amino acids.
UUCUUAAGGAAGGAAAUUUUUCUGUUUUUUAUCAAAUACCCUGGCACACGGGGAGUAUUCUGUAAAUAUUUGUUCAAUCAACAAACCAGUGGGCAAAAGCAAAAUGAUCGACUGAUUUCCGGAGGAGAGACCAGUAACCCUGACCAGGCUGUCAUCUUCUCAGACCAUAAAUAAAAGAAUCCCCAAGGAAACCAGCUGUUUUCAGAUAAAGGACAACAUUUCGCCAAUUUGCAAAGUAGGAAAGAGCAUCUUUGUGUCACAAGGCAUGUAGCUUCUGUAGCUGUUUUAGAAGUUUCCAAGUGAGUCUUUGCUUAAUCAUUCCCAGUCCUCUCAGAGAACACUGUGGCUUUUCCUUUCCUCAUUGCUGGGGUGGGGUGGGGUUAUAGGAUGAACAGAAGGAAUGUGUCCUUGAGUCCAGUGGACUUAGGCCAGCAUCUCAAGCAGGAUGAAAUAUAUUGUUUACUUGGCUCAGGGUCUAUUUAGAUUUGCUCCUGCCUUACCCAGUUCAGUAGAUCUAGAAAAUAUAUGGGCUAGGGUUGUGACUUAGCAAAUUAGUAUAUAUGGCUUAUGUUUUAGAUGUACAAAUCACUUGCGUUCAGGUUCCUAGUGUGCCCAUUUAAAUGGUACCUUUGUAUUUGUGUAAGCCAUCCUAAAAGGCUUUUUUUUUUAAUUUUCCAAUAUUUUAUUAGGCAAUUUAAAAAAAAUACAGUAUAGCUCAAAGAAUUAUACAGUGAUCACCCGUACAUCCACCACAUACAUAAUUUUUUUCUUCUUUUUACAUCUAAAAGGCUUUUUAAAAAAAAUAACGCCUAUUAGCUAAAGACAGGGUUGUUUCUUUUUGCCCAACCAAAAGCAACCCAUUUGUGUUAAAUAAUAAUUUAAAAGGUAAACAUCAGUUGGAGGAAUAGUUUUCAGUCCCGAGCCCCACCCCUGAGAGCACUUCACUAUGUCUGCCCUACCCUGUGAGAAUAGAGUGGCCUGUUUUACAGCACAUGUGUUCUGCUGAUAGAAGAGUUGGCUCCCCUCCUCCUGCUUACAGACCCCCUCCAUCCCUAUGUGAAAGGCUGGUCCACUUGGGAUGAAGACAUCAAAGCUGAUUCUGAUCCAGUUAGAAAAAGAUUCUAUUGUCUUCUCAAUUCCCCAAAGUUAUCAGGCCGUAAUGAACACUUAGUCAGUUUCCUUGGGGAUCAUUGACUUAAAUCUGCAGCUCCUUGAUAUUCACCCAUAGUGACAGACCCCAAUCCCUCCUAUGUGCAGGGAGAUGGAGAAACCCAGAAACCACUUGCUUCCACUUGCUUCUACUCAGCAGAUGAAGGUUUUCAGGGUGUGUGCGGUGGCUGUAAAAUGCUAUUUUUCCUCUGUUGGUCUUAAAUGAGUUAGUCUCUUGUGUCUUGGAAAGAAGAAUGUGAACACUUUAUUGGGGAAAAGAAAUGUAUGACUGUUUCCAUUUAUAGCACUUCAGAGAAUGAACAUGAGAAAUAGUUUAAGCUGGUAAUUUUAGCCAUUAGUCCUGGCUGUGGAAUUCCGGGAGACACUGCCUUGUCUGUGUUCAAGUCAAGAUGAUUUUGUCCUCUCCGGCACAUGCAUUUCUUUUGUUCUAUGGUGUUUUUUUUCCUCUGAAGUUUUUCUUGGAGGCUCCCUGCCCUUGAUGAUGUGUAGAUGACUUUCAAAUCUGCUGUGUGUGGUUAAGAAGCUUCUUGAGAUAUCUACUGUCUUCAACUACUCUCACCUAUCACAGAAGAGAACUCCGCUUUUAAUACCAGUAUUUUCCUGGGAUAACUUGGAUUGGCAUGGACUGCUGAGGCCAGGGGGAAUUAUCUAUAAUUAUAGACAUAAUGUAAGGUGUAAACCUGAACACCAGCUGCUGUCUUUGGUUGCAAAUUAUCCAUGGGAGGGAGCAAGGGAGGAUAGCUACUUUAGCCCAAAUCCAAUCCCACACUAGAAAGACACAUCACAUGCUCUAGUUUCAUUUCUUCCCCUUUAAGCACAUGACAAUUUCAUCUCAUGAUUUCAUUCAUACCUAAAAUUCUUUUGAGUAGUAUUGAUACAACUCACUGGCUACAAUUUAGGAGUCCCGUUCCAAUGUCUCCAUAGGCUAUGCCAUUUAUCUAUGUUAAUUUAUUUCAGUGAAGCUGUUGGAGAUAAAACAAUUGGGAAUAGUGCCAGAUAGCUGGGAAUAGUGGGGACUAGGGUUAAGUUACAGGCCUUGCCUAAAAGUCAUUCAAAUUUACACUUAGAGCUGUGUGGGACAGCCAGUACACACCUCAUCUGAUUAGGCCCAGAAGCUGGAUUCUGUAUGGGAUAUUCUUGCCAAGGGAAUGGUUUACCAACUCUCAGGUAUUAGUUAGCUGCUCCUUGGCCUCCCUUGUUCUGCCCUGGAGCGUCAUGCUCUGGGCUCAUACACAGCACCCACUCUAGCUGACCUGCCUGGAGGGGCAUCUCAUCAGUUGACUUUGAACUCCAAAAUAAAGCAUUUGGAUGGGAAGCAAGACGUGGGGUCAGGGUAGCUUCAAGUUAUGGCCUGAGCAGAGUUGGCUUGUAGGGUCUCAAAAAUGCCACGCAUUUCCUCCCAGAGUCAGUCCUGGGCAAAUUCCAACUCCAUUGCUUACAAGUUGGUAGUUUUAGGAGGCAAAUUGCUUGACCUCUCUAAGCCUCAUUUUCUGCCUCUGAGAAGGGGGAUAAUGAUGGUUGGGUUGUCAUGACAUUGAAUAAAACAAUGUAGGUCAAGCAGUUAGCACAGUGCCCUGUGCACAGUAAAUGGUAUACUAACAUUAACCAUGGCUUUGGGACUUAGAGAUUUUUGUGGAUAUGCCUUGAUGAACCCCUGAAAUAAAUUACAAGAUGUUACGCUGAUGUGCGCUUUAUUUUUUCCUGCAGAGAAGAUCCAUUACCAUUCAUCAGAUUGUAAAAACAGGCCAAGAUAGAGUAGAAACUCUGAUGUUAAAGGAAGCUGGGUAAGUUGUUACAGGAUUCAGACGUUUGAGAGUUGACAAGCAUGUCCUCCUGGACCUCCCAGACCUAAAGUAUGAGCAUGAUGUUAGGUUAGCUUUUGCCACCCCUGUCAGAACUUGACUGAUCGUAGAUUCAUGCCAUUGACCCACUUUCUUCAAGGGUAGAAUCAGUUUUUUUGGUCAGUCGAUGCCAGAAUUGGAAAAGCAGAUUCCCAUUUAGCAAACGUUUCCUCAGUAGAAAUGGUCAUGUUGCUGGUCUCCAUUUGAAAGCAGAGGUAAGGAUGGGAGUAUGUGAUUAAUAAACGCAGAAAGAUGGUGAAGGUCACUGCUGAUGUUAGGACCAGAUGCAAGAGUGUCCAGAGUAGGGCUUUGCUCUAUGGCGGGCCAACAAAGCAGAGUGCUUACCUGUAUAUGUUCUGUUAUAGCUCCUGCACCUUCCCCAGGCACCCAAGAGUGAUCUGUGCAGCAGCACUCCUGUAGGGGAGUGACCUUGGAAACAUGGCUGAGGGUCAUCCUUCAUUGUCAUCUCCCUGUAGCCUAUGAGCUCUCUAACCACUGCUCCCACCCCUACCCUCCCUCUGGGCUGAAAACAUGACUGGGAGACUAAUGAAGCAGUGGGGAAAACAUCACACACCUGGUGGGGCUCUCUUCUGUCACAAUUUUUUCAGAUCUGAAUUAAAGUGCUCAGAAAACUUGGAAGGAGCACGUGGCUUCUAGGAGACACAAUUGUUGGAAAUCUUUGAUUAUUGCACUUAGGAUAAUCAGAGGAAUGACUUCAUUCCUGAUUUGUUUCUUUUGUGUAUGUAAAAGGGUAUGUUUAAAUGAUAGAAUAGAAAUUGAUGAAGAAAAAAUCAGAUGGAUGAAAGGAUGGAUAGAGGGACAAGACAGAUGGACAGUAAGUGACAAUACAGGUAUGGCCAAAUGUAAGCGAUAGGCUCUCGUCUAGGUGGUGGCUGGACAGGUGUUCACUGCAAAAUGCUUUCAAGUGCUGUGUCUCUGAACAUUUGGAUUAUACAAUACUGGCAGAAAUAUCUGGAAAAAUAAAAAUGAAAAUAGCAAGAGUGUUUUCAUGGAUUUGAGACUCCACACACUACCCUGGCCCCGUUGUUUCCCCAUUUUGCUCACAUUCUGUCUUCCUCGUGGUUUAUUCAUUCCAUUUGGAGUGCCUCUGUCAUAUUCUAGGCAUUAAGGUUACAGUGGUGAAUAAGGUGGGCCUUUGUGAGGUUCGCUUUGUGGCCUUUCACUAUUCUGGCAGAGUGGGGACAGAGAAGUGACUGUGAGAUGUUCCAUAAAAAGGAGGGAAAAAAAAAAUAUGGAAAUAGGAAGGAGUUGAUCUGCCAUAUAUAGAGGACUCAGGAAAGCUUCUCCAAGGAGGAGACAUUUGAUCUGAGAUGUGAGUGAGCAGAGGGAAUCAGCCAUGCGGAGAUGUAGGGAAAAACAUUCCAGGGGGACAGCUGGUAUAUUUGAGGAAGGGUUAGAAGGCCAGUGCAUGAGAGAAAUGAUGGGAGUGGCUGAGAAACAGGUCAGAAGGUAGCCAGAGGCUUGCGUGGUAGGCCCUAGAUGUCCCUGUGAUUGCAGGAGACGGGCCAAUGGGCAUCAUUCACAUUGGGUACCAUUCACAGUUCCUGCAAGGGAACGGGGUCCCUGAAGCCAAGAAUGUAUACAGAUACCCAGGCUUGGGCAGAGAGGCUCUGUAUGUUGGGCAGAAAGCUGCCUUCAAAAAUUCUAAGAGUUGGGGAGGCGUGGAAAAGUGACGCAAGCAGCCGCGACGCCAUUUGCCGCCGUUGAGCAUGGACGCAGGUCGAUGUCGGAAGAGCUUGGUGGCCAGACUCUCCCGCGCGUGCGCUACCUGACCUCCAGCUUCGGCUUCAUCCGGCGCUGUUCUUCGUGUCGUCGUCCCUCAGAGCAGUCACCGCCACUGCUGCCUCCCCCCAGAAAGAAGUCACAGACACUGCGAGGCCACCGUCUCCACCAUGCCCAAAAAUAAAGGUAAAGGAGGUAAAAACAGACGCAGAGGUAAGAAUGAGAAUGAAUCUGAGAAAAGAGAGCUGGUGUUCAAAGAAGAUGGACAAGAGUAUGCCCAGGUAAUCAAAAUGUUAGGAAAUGGAAGAUUAGAGGCAAUGUGUUUUGAUGGAGUGAAGAGGUUAUGUCACAUCAGAGGGAAAUUGAGGAAAAAGGUUUGGAUAAAUACUUCAGACAUCAUAUUGGUUGGUCUCAGAGACUACCAGGAUAACAAAGCUGAUGUGAUUUUAAAAUACAAUGCAGAUGAAGCUAGAAGUCUGAAGGCAUAUGGGGAGCUUCCAGAACAUGCUAAAAUCAAUGAAACUGAUACCUUUGGUCCUGGCGAUGAUGAUGAAAUUCAGUUUGAUGACAUUGGAGAUGAUGAUGAAGACAUCAAUGAUAUCUAAAAAACCUAGACAUUGUACAUUCCAGUUUUUCCAAAGAUUGUCCUGCAAUUUGGAUUUUGGCCAUCACUGCAAACGAAGAUUAAAAUCUCAUUCGCAUGAAAAAAAAAAAAACUGGAAGAGUUUUGAAGAACUGGCUCUCUUUGGUAAGUAGGACCAAUUGAUUAUUCAGAGUUGCAGAGUUUCCCUACCCCCAUCUGAAGAGAUCUAUUGGUGCAUAUACUUUUUACAUUUUCAUAUGGUAAAACUGACUCAGCAGGGGUGUCUGUGUACAGUCCUGUGCAUCUUAUUCGUAUAUAUAUCUGUGUAACCACCGCUUUGAUUGGGAUACAGAACAGUUCUAUCCCUCCAAAGAGCUCCCUCCUGCUGUGCUUGGCAGUCACACCCUUCCUCUCCCCCAGUCUCUGGCAACCACCAAUCUGUUCUCCAUUGAUAGUUCUGUCCUGUGAAUGUCAUAGAAAUGAUUCCAUUUCUAUGGAAUCAUGCAAUAUAUAAGCUUUUGAGAUAGGCUUGUCAGACUCAACAUAAUGUCCUCGAAUAUGUUUUUAAGCUUCCAAGGAGAUAUACUGAGAAUAAUAGUUAAAAGUCUUUUGGUGGGAAUGAGAGGAGGGACAGAAACACCAUGAAAAUGGCAAGGGAUGGCAAGAACCAAAAACAGGAAUGGAGGACCCAGAGGUGGGCACUGGAAAGAAGAAUAUUAGGAAAGGAACCUAUGGAUGUAAAGUGUGGUCUUUUUCAAUUUUUUAUUUUAAUUUUUAAUUUAAAAAAUU